UCAACAGGCAGUCGGCCAUUGGGCUCUGUGCAUGUGCGGCUGGCGGUGCGUACAUUGGCGUACAGCGGAGCUACCGCCUCAACUAUGUGACGACGCGACGCAUGUUUGCAGAGACCGUACCGAAUCCACCUUCAAAGCCGAAGAGUUACAACAACAAGAAUAGCACGAAAGUCAACAUACCAGUUAUCAUGGUGGAUUUUGGAAACAGUGAUAAGUCAUCAAGAAGUCGUUGGGUGUGCCCCAGUGACCGUCAGCUAGCACUUAGAGCAAAAUUGAAAACUGGUUGGUCCGUCAAGUCGAACAUGCCUGCAACCUACGUAAAGCAAGUUCCUAGUAUCUCGGAGCAGGAGAGAGAGGUGAUCAAAUCGGUCAUAAAGAGGGCGGAAACUAUCGAUAGAUACGAUCAGCAGCGAGUCGGGAGACUUGCUGAAAAACUUGAAAACAUUAAGAGAUGUGCUAUUGGAAAUGGAAAAAGUGAAUGUCUUCUUUGCGCAGAAAGAAUUGGCUUUUUCUAUUCUAAAGGCUGGACUUGUAAUGAUUGCAACAAGGCUGUGUGUUACAAAUGUGGUAUUGAGACCACAUCACCUCGGAAAAAAACAAUAGCACUCUGCAAGAUCUGUUCAGAAACAAGAGAAAUGUGGAAGAAAUCGGGUGCCUGGUUCUUCAAAAGCUGACGAAACACUGGAAAAUCAUCGUGGUCUUCAAACCUAUAACAUCACCAUACCAGAUCUGCCUUUCCUCAAAGAAAACGCUUGAAAACUUUGCCUAAGGUCAAGACUGUCAGAAGAGCCUAGACUUGUUUUACCAAACAAUAUUUUGUGCUAAAGAAUAGCUCUAUUUAUUUUAUUUUCUUUAUGAUGAAUGUAUAUUGUAUUUAUGAAUCACCAAAAUUUCAAUGCAAAUAAAAUGGUUUUUUUUUUGUACACAAUUUUAGAGUUCAUAGUUGUGUUUGUACACUUGAGAAGCAGUUAAAUGCAAAAAUAUCUCAGGAAUUCUGUAGUUUUGUUAGUAGUGAAGUUACAAAAUACCAAUAUGAAAUAUUAAAAUUCUUCAUUUUAGAAGAAUUGUACAUUAUUGAUGCAGAAAUUAAAGAAUUUGUACAGACUUAGUGUUACAAUUAAAACAGACACAAAUUUAAAAUUGAACUUUAGUCAGAUUUUUGUUUAUUGUGAUAGCAUUAAGAGUUUUCAUCAUUAGCAUAUUUUACUGACACAGAUAACACACAGUGUGCAUCAUCUGUUAUCAAGUUAAGGGGGUUAGGCCUUGGCAUCUUGGUUUUUCCGAUAUAAAGAAACCACUUGCAGUACAGCUUGUAUUUUAUAUUGGUUCACAAGGCAUAGGGCCUAACUUUGGGCAUUUUCUCAUGUAAAUAUUCCUGGACUAGCAUAACAUUAUGACAGUUGCAGUUUCCCUGUCAAAUAAUUAAUUUUCUCUUGGCCGUUUCCGACUGUAAUGUACGGUAUUCACAAAUAUACAUGGAAAACUUUGUCAUGCCAUAAAUUUUGAUAAAUGAUUCAGAAAAGAAAUUCCACAAAAAACUGGAAAAAUCCAAGAUGGCAGGCCCUCAUAUCUCUUAAGACCACAUGAACAGUCUGCAACUUUUAAGAUGGCCAGGUUUAUAAGGUUUCCUUAAAUGUCAAAAUAAACACAUUUUCUGCCUCUGUUAUAUGA
Molecule: messenger RNA, 1671 nt
Organism: Bacillus rossius redtenbacheri
Lineage: Eukaryota; Metazoa; Arthropoda; Insecta; Phasmatodea; Bacillidae
Product: rab effector Noc2-like
Exons: 6
Coding region: 102-674 (190 amino acids)
Biological process (GO): intracellular protein transport
Molecular function (GO): small GTPase binding
Source: RefSeq, a predicted model, not a curated record